Pyrenophora tritici-repentis Pt-1C-BFP is the source of this 1170-nucleotide messenger RNA. The record is from RefSeq and is a predicted model, not a curated record. NCBI's taxonomy places the organism in Eukaryota, Fungi, Ascomycota, Dothideomycetes, Pleosporales, Pleosporaceae.
AUGUCAAAUCCUUACCACAUCGCAGCGCCUAUGCCAUCUUAUCUGUAUCCAACAGUACCUACAGUUGGGCCCUUGAAUCAUAGGUCAUGCAAACUCUUGGUUCGCCAGCACCCUAAACACGGCCUUGUAACUGUUCAGGGGAAAGAGAAGUCCAGGAAGCCUCUAGACCCACCACCAAUGUUCCAGCUUCAGGUCAACUCUCAUGAGGAUCCAGGCCAACAAUACCUUCAAAACCCUUACAUUUUUGGCUCAAUAUCUCUCUGGACCAGUGACAAGAAGGGGCCUGUUCAGACAUCUACAAUGAAGUCACUAACAGGUACACUGGUUUCUUCUCUUCAUCGUCUUAAAGACCCAAUCAAAAAUGAAGAGGGCGCCUACUUCAUCUUCGGCGAUAUAUCUGUCAAGAUCGUAGGCAAGUUUAGGCUCUGCAUGACCCUCUACGAGGUAGCACCAGAGCCUAUGUACGAUACAGGAUCAGCAGUCCAAAAUCUCGGCUUUAUCUUGACAGAUCCCUUCGAGGUCACGGCCUCUAAAGACUUCAAGGGCCUUGAGGAAUCCACUCACCUUUCAAGGUCCUUUUCCGACCAAGGUGUGCGUCUCCGCCUGCGCAAGGAAAAGGGCGGUAUGCUGAGCACUAAGCGCCGGCAUGAUGAUGACGAACCGGUCGAUCCAUCAUCCACCGCCCCUCAAAUGUCGGAAUUUGACUAUCCGCCGCAGAAGCGGAUGCGCACUGAGCUCUACGACAGCCCAGUUACGCCCGACAUCCAGCCCAACAUCCAGGGACCUCUUCAGACUGCCAUGCCCCUGCAGCAAAUGGUCCUGCCGCGAGAUACGAUGCCGCAACCGUAUUCCCAAUCACAACCCCAUCCACACUACCAACCACAGCACCAUCUGCAGCACCAUCCACAACAGCAACUGCACCCACAGCAGCAACUACAUCCACAGCAGCAACUACAUCCACAGCAGCAACUACAUCCACAGCAGCAAUUACAUCCACAGCAGCAAUUACAUCCACAGCAGCAACCACAGCAUCCGCAACAUACACAGCCACAGCAGCCACAGCAUCCACAGCAUCCACAACAGACCUACCCUCAUCAGAUAGGCGACCAGUGGACGUGGCCACCGACAGGGCCGACAGAUUACCCCGAUAUAAACGCAUGGCAAUCAUAA